CCGGCGAGGGGCGGGCGCGUCCAGACGGAGCUGAGCCGCGAUGGAAUUAGCCCCGCGGCGGCGUAAGCCUAUCCAGAAGCGAGCACGGCCGCGGGGCGCUCUGGUUCCUCGAGCCGUGUGCUUGCCCCAUGGCUACCACAGGGCUACACGAUAUUCCUCUGCUCCCUGGCUCCCCACGCCGCCUGAGUCCUCGGGCAGUGGCCAGAGGGGGUCAUGCGCAGCGGUACCUCAAGGUGCCAGGUCCCCAGGCCCCAGGCCCACAGGACAACCACAGUUCUGGCCAUACCUCCGAUGCAGAGAGCUCCUGCAGCAGCUCUGUCAUCAACAACUAUCUGGAUGCCAAUGAGCCAGUGUCCUCGGAGGCCCGUGUGAGUCGCAUGCACUUCCAUGACAACCGGAGGAAGGUAGACUAUGUGCUUGCCUACCACUACCGGAAACGUGGAGCACACCCAGGCCAAGGGUCCCCUGGCCACUCGCUGGCCAUCAUCUCCAAUGGGGAGACAGGCAAGGAGCCACAUGCCGGUGAUAUCGAGCUGGGGCCCCUUGAUGCCCUGGAGGAGGAGCGGAAGGAGCAGCGGGAGGAGUUUGAGCACAACUUGAUGGCAGCUGGACUGGAGCUGGAGAAGGACUUGGAGAGUAAAAGCCAGGGAUCCGUCUUUGUCCGGAUACACGCCCCGUGGCAGGUGCUGGCCAGAGAGGCAGAAUUCUUGAAGAUCAAAGUUCCCACCAAGAAAAUGUAUGAGAUCAAGGCAGGGGGCAGCAUCGCCAAGACGUUCAAUGCGAUUCUGCAGAAGUUGAGCUCACCCCUGCAGCCUCGAGUUCCAGAGCACAGCAACAACCACAUGAAAAACCUCUCCUACCCAUUCUCCAGGGAGAAAAUGUACCUGUACAAUAUCCAGGAAAAGGACACCUUCUUCGAUAAUGCUACCCGCAGUCGCAUUGUGCAUGAGAUUCUGAAGCGCACAACCUGUUCUCGAGCCAACAACACCAUGGGUAUUAACUCUCUGAUCGCAAACAACAUCUAUGAGGCUGCCUACCCUCUUCAUGACGGUGAAUAUGAUAGUCCGGGGGACGACAUGAAUGACAGAAAGCUGCUGUACCAGGAAUGGGCACGCUAUGGGGUGUUUUAUAAGUUUCAACCCAUUGACCUCAUCAGAAAGUAUUUUGGAGAAAAAAUUGGACUGUAUUUCGCUUGGCUGGGAUUAUAUACGUCUUUCCUCAUCCCAUCUUCUGUGAUUGGGGUGAUCGUGUUUCUUUAUGGAUGUGCAACAAUCGAAGAAGAUAUUCCCAGCAAAGAGAUGUGUGACCAGCAGAAUGCCUUCACCAUGUGUCCCCUGUGUGACAAGUCUUGUGAUUACUGGAACCUCAGUUCAGCCUGUGGAACGGCACGAGCCAGCCACCUGUUUGACAACCCUGCCACUGUCGUCUUCUCCAUCUUCAUGGCUCUGUGGGCUACUAUGUUUCUGGAAAACUGGAAGAGACUACAGAUGCGCCUGGGCUACUUCUGGGACCUGACUGGAAUAGAAGAGGAAGAGGAACAUUCCCGGCCCGAGUAUGAAACUAAAGUGCGAGAGAAAAUGCUAAAGGAGAGUGAUAAGUCAGUGGUGCAGAAAUUAGAUGCAAACACCGUUGGGAGUGAAGAUGAGGAUGAUGAAGAUAAACUGACUUGGAAAGAUCGUUUCCCAGGUUACUUGAUGAACUUUGCCUCCAUAUUGUUUAUGAUUGCUCUGACAUUCUCCAUUGUCUUUGGGGUGAUUGUGUAUCGGAUCACAACUGCAGCUGCCCUGUCUCUCAACAAGGCCACCCGUUCCAAUGUGCGAGUGACAGUGACGGCAACGGCAGUCAUCAUCAACCUUGUGGUCAUCCUCAUCCUCGAUGAAAUCUAUGGUGCUGUGGCCAAGUGGCUCACCAAAAUUGAGGUUCCAAAAACAGAACAGACCUUCGAAGAGCGUUUGAUCCUCAAGGCCUUCUUGCUGAAGUUUGUCAACGCUUACUCCCCCAUCUUCUAUGUGGCCUUUUUCAAGGGGAGGUUUGUGGGCAGGCCUGGAAGCUACGUCUAUGUGUUCGAUGGUUACCGCAUGGAAGAGUGUGCCCCGGGAGGCUGCCUCAUGGAACUCUGCAUUCAACUCAGCAUCAUCAUGUUGGGGAAGCAGCUGAUCCAGAACAACAUCUUUGAGAUUGGAGUCCCAAAACUAAAGAAACUGUUUCGGAAACUGAAAGAUGAGACCGAACCUGGAGAAACUGACUCUGCCCAUUCAAAACAUCCGGAACAAUGGGACCUGGACUACAGCCUGGAACCCUACACGGGACUGACCCCAGAGUACAUGGAGAUGAUCAUCCAGUUUGGUUUCGUUACCCUCUUUGUGGCUUCCUUUCCUCUGGCACCUGUUUUUGCCCUGCUCAACAAUGUCAUCGAAGUACGGCUUGAUGCAAAGAAGUUUGUGACGGAGCUGAGACGACCAGAUGCUGUGAGAACCAAAGAUAUUGGAAUUUGGUUUGACAUUCUUUCUGGAAUCGGCAAGUUCUCUGUUAUCAUCAACGCUUUUGUCAUUGCUGUCACAUCCGACUUUAUCCCUCGCCUGGUGUACCAGUACUCCUAUAGUCACAAUGGGACCCUGCAUGGCUUCGUCAAUCACACCCUCUCCUUUUUCAACGUCAGCCAGCUGAAGGAGGGAACACAACCAGAAAACUCACAGUUUGACCAGGAGGUUCAGUUCUGCAGGUUUAAGGAUUACCGAGAGCCACCAUGGGCCCCGAACGCGUAUGAGUUCUCCAGACAGUACUGGUCUGUUCUCUCUGCCCGUCUGGCUUUUGUCAUCAUCUUCCAGAACCUUGUGAUGUUCCUGAGUGUCCUUGUUGACUGGAUGAUACCAGACAUCCCCACAGACAUCAGUGACCAGAUCAAGAAGGAGAAGAGUUUACUGGUGGAGUUCUUCCUGAAAGAGGAGCAUGGCAAGCUCAAGGUGGCUGAUGAUCCAGCCCAGUGGAGCCCUGGAGGUGUGAACCAGAGCAGGGGGAGCCGAGCAGCCAGCUCAGCACCCUUGGGCCGAAGCCAACUGAGCAGCAGAGCCUCAUCUGGUUCCCAACACACCAACGUGUGAGCAGCCCGCCCCCCUGCACAAGAGGAUGCUGCAGUGGCCAGAGGCACACACGUGCCGUGUCUGCACACCCAUGCCAGUGUGCCGUCUGGACUGGGCUUGAGGGCGUCUUGGAAAGGGAAUGCAUGUGAAACAGAAAGGGAGAGAGAUGAAGAGAGCGCAAGAAAGAAAAUUAAUGCUGCUUAGAAAUUUUGAGUUUCAGUUUUUUGUAGGUCCUGUUUUGAGAGGUUAGGGCCACUGGGGUCUCCACCCAGGAGUUCCCAGGCACCAGGCACCUUCCCAUGUUCCCUGAGUUGACCUCUUCCACGUCAACAUCACAUCACUGAAGAUGUCUGCAGACUGCAAUGGAAGGGCAGUAAAGGCCCCUUCCUAGCCCCCAUCAGUAAGGGAUCACCCCUUGUCCAGUGUCAAUCCUGAAAAAAUUUCUCUGAUUCACUGGCACUUGGGGCUGUCACAGCAGAUCGAUUGAUAGAGCUGACUUGUAACCCCUGGACCCAAUAGUGAAGAGCAAAGUUCCAGCCUGGGUUUGGCCCCAUGGGUUCAUGUCACAAGGAUGCUUGGAGCUAAAUGCAGUUAACCAUCAAUUUAUGCAGGUCAGAUUUAAGUAAUAAAACAAAUGGAACUGUC
Molecule: messenger RNA, 3725 nt
Organism: Ochotona princeps (American pika)
Lineage: Eukaryota; Metazoa; Chordata; Mammalia; Lagomorpha; Ochotonidae
Gene: ANO2
Product: anoctamin 2
Exons: 25
Coding region: 129-3101 (990 amino acids)
Biological process (GO): chloride transmembrane transport
Cellular component (GO): plasma membrane
Molecular function (GO): protein dimerization activity; chloride channel activity
Source: RefSeq, a predicted model, not a curated record